This is a messenger RNA of Spinacia oleracea (spinach), 1560 nucleotides long. Its product is annotated as F-box protein CPR1-like. NCBI's taxonomy places the organism in Eukaryota, Viridiplantae, Streptophyta, Magnoliopsida, Caryophyllales, Amaranthaceae. The record is from RefSeq and is a predicted model, not a curated record. The coding region runs from base 269 to 1462 and encodes 397 amino acids. Gene Ontology annotation, molecular function: protein binding. The transcript has a single exon.
UAAAGACCCGUUUAUCAUGAGAUGCAAUUCAUCUUAUAAAAUGCUAGCUUCUAGUAACAAUACUUAAAGACUUUCCUGGUCAAAAACAAUAACCAAUACUUUCAAUGUUAAGAAUUGAGAGGAUGGUUGGAUAUAUAAGUUGUUAAAUCUUUAGGUAAAGUAGUACAAAGUAUUUUUCAUAUUUUCAUGGUUUCUCACCUUAUAAGUCAAAGGCCAUUACUUUAAGACUUGAAGAUAGCAAACCUUGUAGCUCAUUCUUCAUUCAUUCAUGGAGGAGUUGAGCAGACAAAAUCCAGCAAUGGCGGCCUUACCCAUUGACAUUAUCUUCGACAUUCUUGCACGCUUGCCUGUCAAGUGUCUUCUUCGCUCGAAAACUGUUUCCAAGUCAUGGCUUACCAUAAUCACCAGCUCUCAUUUCAUCAAUUUUCAUCUUCGCCGUAAUAAAUUUCUCUCCUCCUCAAAUCAACUCCUAAUCUUCUCCAGUAACCAUGAUCACUCCCUUUACUCGGUCUGCUUUGAAUCUCCUGUUAACGCCAUGGAACUCAGCUUCUUCGACGGGGGUUUAAGUUUCUCCGGUAUUGCUGGUUCUUGUAAUGGUUUGCUUCUCUGCAUCUGCAACGCUAAAACUUCGCGUUCUGAUGUUUGUUUAGUCAACCCAUCUACGCUACAGUACAGAAGGAUUCCGAAAUUGCAGGUACCUAGAAAUUUUUUGAAAGUGAUUUAUGGGUUUGGAUAUGAUUAUAUAGCUGAUGAUUAUAAAGUUGUCAGGAUUGUGAAUUUUGUGUAUGAUUGUUAUGAUGGCUCUGUUCAUAAUGCUAGGGAAGUUAUGGUAUAUAGUUUAAGAGCUAAUUCUUGGAAAUUUUUGGAGGAAAAGGUAUGUAAUUAUGCUACAAUAACAUCUACUAGAAAUGGCCCCCUUAUAAACAAUCAUCUACUUGAUUGGAUGUUUUGGUGUACUUCCAUGAAUGAACAUCAAAUAUCGAGUUUCGAUGUUUGUAGUAAACAAUGGGGUGAGGUGCCCAUGCCUGAUUAUGUCAAAAGUGGUCCUAUACGCCACGAGAAACUAGAUACGGUGGUAGACUUAAGGGAUUUGGAUGGAUGUUUAUGUUUGGUGACUAAGAAUUUUGGAGGAAAUUUGGGUGAUGUUGAUGUAUGGGUGAUGAAGAAAUAUGGUGUUAAAAACUCUUGGAUGAAAUUAUUGAGUAUGUCAGAUAUGGAUGUUGCUCGGUCUUUAAAGAUUGCUCCCAUUGCUUAUUCCGAAAAUGGUAAGGAGAUUUUGCUAAGAAGAGACGAGGAAUCGUGUGUUUUUUGGUAUAAUUUGAGGGAGAAAAGAGGUAGGAGUGUUGAAAUUCGCGGUUUGCCAGAUUACCGUGGAAUGAUCAGUACCUGCAUUUCAAGCCUUGUUUCGCCUUAUGGCUAUGGUAGAAAUGAUGAUGAGCAAUUUGUGCAUCAGCAAAGAUAAAAGAGGUAACACUCCUGUAUGAAUAAAAUUUGUAAUGACAAUCAUUUUUCUGAUGAAGGUCGUUGCCUUGACCGUAAUGGUCAAGUGUUUACUUACUA